Molecule: messenger RNA, 2090 nt
Organism: Lecanosticta acicola
Lineage: Eukaryota; Fungi; Ascomycota; Dothideomycetes; Mycosphaerellales; Mycosphaerellaceae
Source: the annotation of a GenBank genome assembly
AUGACGAAACGGACCAAUCACGGUGGCAGAUGGCAGUGGCUGGCUACGACACCCCUCCAGCAUCAUCAGGUGCGCAGACCACCACACCCUGGACAGAGACAUGAUUACUGCUGACCACAACAUUCAUACAUUGAAAGAGGCUCACAGUACCCGUAUCAUGGUAAACUCGACUACUUCUGCUUCACCAGCUGGACACCUGCAUCUUCGAAGCUGAGGGCAGCAGAGAUGUUUCUCUCGCUUGGCCAACUUUUCGCCUUCUGCAUCCCGGUACUGCAGGUAUCGGCGGCUGGCAUCGUCCAAAGAGCUUCUCCGCAACAUGGAUUUGAAAAGCGCUCGCCGGCUCCUCCGGAUGGAUUGAUCAAGCUCCAUAUUGCUCUCAGACAGCAUGAUCGAGGCGCUGAGGUCGAGAAACGAUUACUGUAUAGUUCCGAUCCUCGGAGUCCUGGCUUUCGACAGCAUCUGAGUGCCAGGGAAGUCGCGGAACUCUCUAAGCCUUCGGAUGAGUGCGUGCAGGUUGUCGAGGCAUGGCUGGAGGAGCAUGGCUUGCUGAAGCAUGCGGUUUUGGGCAGUGGUGGGAUUUUCGAGGUCGACGCUAAGGUGGAGGAAGUUGAACGAUUGUUAAAUGCGACUUAUUCCACUUGGACGGAUGGGACGCAGCAAGUUCUGCGGACUGAAGAGAUUUCUCUACCGGAGCGGCUGGCGGGACACAUUGAUUUCAUCACGCCCACCAUCAUGUUUCCCCGUGCUAAAGCGCGCGAGAAGGCUUCGCGGACUAUCCCACUCUCAGAGGGGCAGAAGAUAGCAAGGAGAGCUACUUCUAGCUGUGGACCAGAAGACGACACGACCCCGAGAUGCAUCCAGAAACUCUACAACAUCACCCAUACUCCCGCUCCCAACCGGACGACUUUCGCCGUCUACGCCACCGAAGCAGCUGUUUUCUCCAACAUCGACCUCCAGAACUACCUCCAUGCCUACCGCCCCGAAGCCGCCGGCGCCACCUACACCGUCAUCGGCUCCGGCGACCCAGCGAGCGGACCCGGAGGCAUCGAAUCCAAAUUCGAAACAGCCCUCGACACACAAGUCCUCCUGGGCCUCGCGUGGCCCGCCAGAGGAAUUCUCUACAAUCUCGGCGGAGUCUUUGGACCUGAUGUCGGGAAAGAAUACGACCCUUUUGUGAAAUUCCUCCAAGAAUUGGUAGCGAAUGAAACCGUGCCUUCGGUGGUGAGCUUUUCGGAAUCUCAACCGGAAAAUAGGGUAGAACGGGAUUAUGCGUUGCGGGUUUGUAAUCUGAUGGCGCAAGUGGGCAUGAGGGGUGUUACGCUCCUGUUUUCGAGUGGGAACAAUGGGCCGAACGGUAAACCACCUCCCUCCUCCCCCUCAUCCACUCCUAUGAGACGGACUGACACGUUGCAAAAGGCGACACCCCCUCCGGCCCUCAUGCCAAAAUCUUCGAACCCGAAUUCCCCGCCUCAUGUCUCUGGAUCACCGCGGUAGGAGGCACAACAAAUCUCUCCCACGAACAAGCCGCCACGCAGAGCACGAUCCCUUUCCUCUCGUCUUUGGGCUAUACCGCCUCCGGCGGCGGCUUUUCCAACCUCUUUCCCGCCCCGGCGUGGCAAUACCCCUCCGUCCAAGAAUACAUCACCCGCCACGUUCCGCAAGAGUAUCAAGACCCCUCGCUCGGUUUCCCGGCUCUCGGCGCCGUGAACCGCGGCAUCCCCGACGUGAGCGCCCUCAGCACACAAUGGCCGACCUAUUCCAACGCGGCGCCCGUCGCCAUCCCCAUCGGAGGCACGUCCAGCGCGACGCCGACUUGGGCGGCUCUCGUUGUUAUUCUGAACGAUUAUCAGCUCUCCCGGAACCGCUCGACUUUGGGCUUUCUUAAUCCGUGGUUGUAUUCCCUCGACGCCGGGUUGAAAGAUAUCGUGCUGGGGGGCAAUAAUGUUGGGAAGUGCGAUGUUUUGCGGGGUUGUACUCUGACGGAGGCAUUGUUGGGGUAUAAUGUCACGCGAGGAUGGGAUCCCGUGACGGGGUUGGGGAGUCCGAAUCUGGGGCUUCUGAUGGCGGAGUUGGAUCGGAGGGGUUGCUGA